Messenger RNA from Oryza brachyantha (malo sina), 1687 nucleotides. Its product is annotated as metal tolerance protein C4. The transcript is spliced from 13 exons. Gene Ontology annotation, cellular component: membrane. Gene Ontology annotation, molecular function: monoatomic cation transmembrane transporter activity. Gene Ontology annotation, biological process: transmembrane transport; zinc ion transport. The coding region runs from base 84 to 1499 and encodes 471 amino acids. NCBI's taxonomy places the organism in Eukaryota, Viridiplantae, Streptophyta, Magnoliopsida, Poales, Poaceae. The record is from RefSeq and is a predicted model, not a curated record.
UCCCUCGCAUGGAAGCCGCGCCCCGCCCGCAGCAACCGCAGCCUCCGCGGCGCCGGCGCCGGCACCCGCACCCGCGCCACUAGAUGCGCCGCCCCUUCGCCGCCGCCGCGGCACUCCGCCUCCGCCUCCGCGCACUCUCCUCCUCCUCCUCCUCGUCUUCCUCUUCCUCCUUUCCCCGCCUCCCCUCCUCGCCCUACCCUCUCCACCACCUCCUCACCUCCCGCCGCGGCGACGGCGGCGGCGACGACGACCGCGGCCGGGAGCGCCACCCGUCGCCUCCUCCUCCUCCUCACCCCCGCCCGCUCUACGGUGUCCUAGGACUACGCGGGUGGCGGACGCUCCCCCCGGCCGCGUCCCCGCCCCGGGGCACCGUCGCCGACGCGCCUCCCGUGCGGCUCACGCUCUCCCGCAGUUAUUCUCUGCGUGUCGCCAAGGGGAAGAAGAAGGCGCACUUUGACGACGAGCACAGCCAUCGAGCAGUUAAUACAGCACUGUGGUGUAAUUUUCUUGUCUUUUCGUUGAAGUUUGGUGUAUGGCUCUCAACAUCUAGUCAUGUUAUGCUAGCAGAGCUCGUGCAUUCAAUUGCCGACUUUGCGAACCAGGCUCUUCUUGCAUAUGGCUUAAGCAGCUCAAGACGUGCUCCAGAUGCUCUACACCCCUAUGGUUAUUCAAAAGAAAGAUUUGUAUGGUCCUUGAUAUCUGCAGUUGGCAUAUUUUGCUUGGGUUCAGGUGCUACCAUUGUGCAUGGAGUUCAGAAUUUAUGGAAUUCUCAACCUCCUGAGAACAUCCACUAUGCUGCAUUAGUGAUUGGUGGGUCCUUCCUAAUUGAAGGUGCUUCACUUCUGGUUGCUAUAAAGGCUGUUAAAAAGGGUGCAGAAGCUGAAGGAAUGAGCAUCUGGGACUACAUAUGGCGUGGUCAUGACCCAACUUCAGUUGCUGUCAUGACUGAAGAUGGUGCUGCUGUUACAGGUCUUGCAAUUGCUGCAGCAUCUUUGGUGGCUGUUCAAACCACAGGAAAUGCUAUGUAUGAUCCAAUUGGCUCCAUCAUUGUUGGUAACUUACUGGGAAUGGUUGCUAUUUUUCUCAUUCAGAGGAACAGACAUGCUUUAAUUGGCAGGGCUAUUGAUGAUCAUGACAUGCAGCGUGUUCUUGAGUUUCUGAAGUCUGAUCCGGUUGUAGAUGCUCUUUAUGAUUGCAAAAGUGAGGUGAUUGGACCAGGAUUCUUUAGAUUCAAAGCUGAAAUCGAUUUCAACGGAGUUGUCCUGGUGCAGAAUUAUUUGGAAAGAACUGGGCGAGGAGAAUGGGCAAAACAGUUCCGGGAGGCUUCACUGUCUGAGGAUGAUUCAGAGUUGAUAAGGGUCAUGUCUAACUAUGGUGAGGAUGUAGUCGAAGCUCUUGGGUAUGAGGUGGAUCGGCUGGAGUCAGAGAUCCAAAAGAUUGUGCCUGGGAUUAGACAUGUCGACAUUGAAGCACACAACCCAGAAGGGCUCUCUCUUUAGAGUAACAAUUUUGUAGAUUGUGGAUCUAUUCUCCAUUCGAUUGAUCACACACUUGCUGUCAAUGCCCCCAUGAUAUUUUUUUUCCAUAACCUGGACAUUUAUCCCGAGCGAUUUCGCUGUUGUUGGCUUGUUGCCAUGUAAGAAUGAAAAGUUUAUAAAUUAGCUGCAGAGAGAAAGUAUGAAUGCCA